Messenger RNA from Vitis riparia (riverbank grape), 709 nucleotides. Its product is annotated as cyclin-B1-2-like. The transcript has 4 exons. NCBI's taxonomy places the organism in Eukaryota, Viridiplantae, Streptophyta, Magnoliopsida, Vitales, Vitaceae. The record is from RefSeq and is a predicted model, not a curated record. Gene Ontology annotation, biological process: proteasome assembly. Gene Ontology annotation, cellular component: nucleus; cytoplasm. Bases 55 to 480 code for a protein of 141 amino acids.
GUACCUCUAAUUCGAUUGCUUGUCCCCAAAGUCUGCAAAUUCCAGUCUCAGAAAAUGGAAGCUCCGAAGACGAUAGCUCAUGAAAUCGGAGGUGUCCGAAACGAUGCGCUGCGUUUCGGUUUGCAAGGUGUCAAGAGCGAUAUCGUUGGAUCUCAUCCUCUCGAAUCCGCCUAUCAAUCCCAAAGGGAGAUACAGGAGGGGAUGAAGCGAAGAAUCCUUGCUAACACGUACGGAACUGCAUUUCCUUUGAAGAUGGAUCUUGAUGCUCAGAUCCUAUCUAGAUUUCAGAGGCCUCCAGGAGCAAUACCAUCUUCCAUGCUAGGGUUGGAGGCACUAACAGGAAGUUUGGAUAACUUCGGUUUUGAAGAUUAUCUCAAUGACCCAUGUGACUCAGAAACAUUCCGGCCAGCUGACAUGCAUCAUGGAAUGGAGGUGCGACAUGGCAUUUCGAAGGGACCAAUCUGUCCAAGUUUCAUCUAAAAGCGAAGCAUGUUCCAUUGUUAAUGUGACAAAAGGGGAUGAUGGUUUAUUUUGUGAUUGUGGAUCAUGGAUGCCCAUGUUUCUUUGCAUGUCAUUAAACUAAAAUUUCUUAGACCCUGUGAGAUUAAACAGCCGUCUGAGGUGCAUAUGCACUCGUUCUACUUGUUUCUUAGAUAUCACAUUCACCAUCCCACCACAUCAGUGGUAUCUUCCCUUUUUUCUUUUUUCC